Messenger RNA from Lactuca sativa (garden lettuce), 537 nucleotides. RefSeq lists its product as uncharacterized. NCBI's taxonomy places the organism in Eukaryota, Viridiplantae, Streptophyta, Magnoliopsida, Asterales, Asteraceae. The record is from RefSeq and is a predicted model, not a curated record.
AUGAAGCAAGUGAAGGGUAUUCCAAUAAACACUCAUUUCAUUGAGUCGUUGUCUAAAGUUUUUGAAUAUGUGAAGUUCUUACGAGACUUAAUAGAUACUCACCAUCAAUUAAAGAAAAAUUCCAAGGUGAUUCUUAGUGAGCAAAGUUCCAAGGUUGUCUUGGGAGAGUUACCAAAGAAGAUGGGAGAUCCUAGAUGCCUCACUCUUCCAUGUGAGUUUGGAAAUAAUACAAAGACUUAUGACUUAGCUAAUUCUGGAGCUAGCAUCAAUUUUAUGCCUUUCUCGUUUUCUCAAAAGCUUAAUGUUCCGGAUUUAAAGGCUACAAGAAUGACAAUUCACAUGGCUAACCGUUCAGUGACACAUCCUAGAGGCAUUGCGGAAGACAUCUUGGUAAAAAUUGGAAAAUUUAUUUUUUCAAUUGAUUUUGUCGUUAUGGAUAUGAAAGAAGACAACAAUGUCCCAAUUAUUCUUGGCUGCCAUCUACUAAAUACUGCUCGAGCUUUGGUUGACAUUCGCAAGUCCAAGUUAGCUUUGUGA